This is a messenger RNA of Caenorhabditis bovis, 819 nucleotides long. Lineage: Eukaryota; Metazoa; Nematoda; Chromadorea; Rhabditida; Rhabditidae. The record is from the annotation of a GenBank genome assembly.
AUGUCAGUUUGGAAUCAUCUUGUGUGCAAAUCGAUAAUGGCGUUUAUACACAAAAAAUGCCGUGUUGUUGACACCCCGUAUUUACGAAGUUCGAUACAUCGUUUCUUCGUUCCCGAUGACAAAGUUAAGUGGAGUGUGAAUUUUGCCGAAUAUGAUCCUCCCGAAUACACUGAUCCAAUUGUUUUGGGGAAACCGUGGGCGGAUCCUGAUAUCGGCACGUUCAGUCCCAAGUGGAACAACAUAGAUGGAAAAAUUAAUCGAGUAUCUUUUGUUUGUGACUAUUCCUUCGAUUAUAAAAUGCGUCCCAUUAAUCCAAUGGGACGAACGGGUAUCUCUGGGCGCGGUAUUCUUGGCAAAUGGGGUCCAAAUCAUGCCGCUGAUCCACUUGUUACGAGAUACAAUGAUCACGGAGAUUUAGAGUUUGUAGCGAUUCAAAGAGGCGAUACAGGCGAAUGGGCGAUUCCUGGCGGUAUGGUUGAUGCUGGGGAGCAAGUAUCCGAAGCUAUUAAAAGAGAAUUCACAGAAGAAGCGAUGAACGGAGUCAUCGAUUCAGAAAAAAUUGAUGAACUCUGGAAGCAAGGAAAAGAGCUUUACAAAGGUUAUGUAGAUGAUCCAAGAAAUACGGAUAAUGCUUGGAUGGAGACUGUUGUUAUCAAUUUUCAUGAUGUGAAUGAUGUUCUAAAGAAUGUUGAGCUUAAGGCCGGUGAUGACGCCAAAGACUUGCGAUGGAUUCGUGUCGACUCAAAUGAGCCUCUUUACGCUUCUCAUUCACAUUUCAUAGAAAUUCUUAAAAGUUUACGUGCUCUAAAAUUGCGAUAA